AUGAAGUUUUCUGGGCCCGGGAAAAGGUCGUUCAGGUCCUCACGCGAUAAGGUCCCCAUCAUCGCCUGGCUAAUGUUACCCGCUGUGGGGGGAAAAAUGGCUCGCAGUCCUGACUUUCGCCUUGUUUGCGGCAUUGACGGCUGCCUCCGAGAGUACAGAGUGUACAACUCGUUUUACUACCAUGUAAAGCGAACGCACACUCACCAUCUUUUCCAAGUACAAGCUGAAGGAGGCGGGAUGGCUACAGCCAGCCUUGGCCGAGCUGAGGAGGACGACGUUGCUGCGGUUAACACCGCGGAAGUACUCAACGAGGACGGUCAAAGUAAUGGUUCAGAGAGUGAAGCGCCUGCGCGUGUCAACACAUUGGGAAUCAAUCUUUCUAAACAAGCAACAGCCUUCCUUCUACAAGCAAGAGAAGCCAAUCGGCUGACACAGAGAGCUGUUAAUCAAAUGGUGACUGCGACCCAGCAAUACCAGGCAUCAUUAGUGGAGCAUCUGAGACUUCAGGUGAACCGUGUGUUUGAGCAGCAUUCAGAGGACCUUGGUUCACUGAAGACUGAGGCGAUGGCAGUAUUUGAUCAGUUUGCUGACCCCUUCAGUGAAAUUUCUACAACCCACCUACAGGACAAGAAAAUCAAAGAACUACUGCAACCUGUUGAACCAGAAGCCGUUAUGUCAAAGCAGACUUCUGAUGAGUCUGAUGAUUCUGAUGAGUCUGAUGAGUCUGAAGAUUCUGAAGAUUCUAAAUAUUCUGAUGAUUCUGACGAGUCUGACGAUUCUGACAAUUCUGACGAUUCGGUUGAUGCUGAUGAUUCUGAUGAGUUUUAUGAUUCUGACGAUUCUGACAAUUCUGACGUGUCUGAGGAUUCUGAUGAGUCUGAUGAUUCUGAUGAUUUUGAUGAUUCUGAUGAUUCUAAUGAGUCCAACGAUUCUGACGAGUCUGAGGAUUCUGACGAGUCUGAGGAUUCUGACGAUUCUGACGAGUCUGACGAGUAUGAGUCUGAUGAUUCUUAUGUGGCUUAUGAGUCUGAUGAUUCUAAUGUGGCUGAAUGUAAACAGUAG
Knipowitschia caucasica is the source of this 1062-nucleotide messenger RNA. The record is from the annotation of a GenBank genome assembly. NCBI's taxonomy places the organism in Eukaryota, Metazoa, Chordata, Actinopteri, Gobiiformes, Gobiidae.